Messenger RNA from Cottoperca gobio, 2149 nucleotides. Its product is annotated as zona pellucida sperm-binding protein 3-like. Bases 447 to 2120 code for a protein of 557 amino acids. Gene Ontology annotation, molecular function: acrosin binding. The transcript is spliced from 11 exons. Gene Ontology annotation, biological process: egg coat formation; binding of sperm to zona pellucida; positive regulation of acrosome reaction. Lineage: Eukaryota; Metazoa; Chordata; Actinopteri; Perciformes; Bovichtidae. The record is from RefSeq and is a predicted model, not a curated record. Gene Ontology annotation, cellular component: extracellular matrix.
AUUGAUUUGUCUCAUGGGGGCAGUGAAAGCCACUCACUGUUAGGGUCAGGCUUGUUUCUGUUUAUAAAAGUCUUUGUUCAUUACCAUCAUGACAAGUGGAGAUUUGGCAGGCGGUGUUUGCCUUUAAAACAUUGAAAGCUUAAUAUUUUUAUAAUACUUUCUCCAUAGUGUUCCACACUGCACACGUGAUUAUUUAAAUGUAAUUGAUUCUUUAUGGAACGAGGCUUUGACAUAAAGACAAGGUUGAUUUUUUUGGCCUGCACAGCCAAGCAGUGAAAAGGAAGAGAGGAGAGAUUGAAUCCUUCAAGCUGGAAUCCAAUCAAGUGAUUAGGAGUAGGUGUAACCUGAGCCAAGUUCUCUCCACUUCAUUUUUGGUGAGAAGACAAUAGGCAGCAGUGCUCUCUGAAAAAACACCAGAAGUUCAGGUUUUUGUGUGAUAAGUUGUAAUGGGGUUCGGAGAGGGGGUUUUGUUAGGGUUUGGGCUUCUUCUUUUAGGUGGAGGUCUUGGUGCUGCUACAGAAAAAUGGUCAAACUUCAGCACCAAUGAGACUCUGAUCCAAACCCUACAAACACAAGUGACGGCAAGUAUCCAGCUGCCAACAUCACCGCAGACAGCAGUUCAUCAGUCAAACCUGACGGAGCACGGAGAUCCGGUCCGUUCUCCUGUCACGUACCGGCUCAAAACCUACCAGCUCAGGAACCCGGCUGUCGGCAAACAAGAAACGCCGCAGCCUAUUGUGGAGCCGAGGCACUUUUCUGAAAACGAGGAGGGAUCUGAGGACACGCAGCUGACCCCAGAGCAGCUGGAGCCAGAGGAAACCGUGCAGGAGCUGGUGAAACUGGAGUUUCAAGGCCCGGAUCUGAACCCACCUGUCAAGGCAGAAUCAAAGGUGCUGACUCUGGUGAUAGAGCAGAGGGUACCUGUGCCAAACGAGAGCGUGGCAGCACGCUGUGACGAAGAUGAGGUCACCGUGAAGGUCAAACAGCACUUCUUAGGAAACGGUCAGUUGAUCCGUCCAAGCGAUCUGACCUUAGGGGGCUGCGCCGCAGUAGACACCACUCACCACAUCAUGCACUUCCAGACGGAGUUGCAGGGCUGCGGCAGCACAGUGACGAUGACCGAAAAAGCCCUCAUCUACUCCUUUAUUCUGAUGUACUCUCCAACACCCAUUGGCAACACCUUAAUUUUAAAGACCAACCCUGCUGAGGUGGUAAUUGAAUGCCACUAUCAAAGGAGGCUUUAUGUGAGCAGCGCCGCUGUGAGGCCUAGCUGGAUGCCGUUCGCCUCCAAAAUGUUAACCGAACUGCAGCUACACUUCUCCAUGCGUCUCAUGACAGAGGACUGGCAGUCGCAGAGGCCUUCCAAUGUUUACUUCCUGAGUGACGUGAUGUACUUUGAGGUGGCGGUCCAACGGGGUUACCAUAUUCCACUGAGGGUCUUCGUGGACAGCUGUGUGGCCACCAAGACCCCCGACCCCGAAUCUCUACCCAGAUACGCCUUCAUCAGCAACCAUGGGUGUUUAGGCGAUGUUAAGCUGACAGGAGCCAAGUCUUACUUCAUGCCGAGGAGCCAGGAGGAUAAACUUAAUUUCCAGCUGAAAAGCUUCAGGUUCCAUCGAGAUCACAAUAAUUCACUCUACAUCACGUGUCACCUGAAGGCAACAAAACUCUCCGCUCCCAUCGACUCGCAAAACAAAGCGUGUUCGUUCUUGACUGAAGCAAACAGAUGGGUGGCAUCAGGUGGAGACAAUAAGGUGUGUGACUGCUGUGAGAGCAGCUGCAGUGAGCAGAGAUCGAAAAGAAGCCUUGCAGCAGAUGCUGGUCUUGCAGGGCUUCUGCAGUGGGAGGGGACAGCGGCCCUAGGCCCCGUCCUGCUGGAGGAGAACGUCCUGCUGGAGGAGAACGUCCUGCUGGAGGAGAACGUCCUGCUGGAGGAGAAUGUCCUGCUGGAGGAACUGACGGAGCUCCAAACACAUGACGUGAUUGAAGCAGCCUCAUAUUCAUCCAUGGCCCUGCUGUGUGGAGUGGGUGCAGCGCUGGCUGUGGUGCUGCUACUUGUCAUGGGUGCUAUCAUCUGCAGCAGACAGUACAAACCCUCAGGACAAUUUGUCUGUACCUGAUUUAGGACAAUAAAACAUUAAUAACGAAG